UUGCCUACCCCUGGUCUAGAAAAUGCUCUUCUCGUUCAAGCGCCCGCGAGGAAGUGGGAGAGUGGCGGGGGCAGGACUACCUGCGCAAAUUCGUUCUCCGCCCAUCUGAAUCUUUGUAUGAACGCACGCAAGCAGUUGCCUGAACGAAAAUCACGUGUUUGAAGUUGGUGCCUGAUUUUUUUUUAAAUAAACCAAACCAAGAUGGCCAACCAUCUUGUUUAGCAGGGGUGCUUUUCGAAGGCGGCUGCGUCCCACAGUUACAGAAGCACCGGGCCGAAGAGUAGCCUUUUCGUCCAUCUACUGUCUUCGCCUCCCGCCUGUUCCCGAGACUGCUCGUCAAGAUGGCAGAUCUGAACCGACAACUGCAAGAAUAUUUAGCUCAGUCCAAGGGCGGCGGCAGUGGCUCGACGGUUUUGUCAGUUCCUCAGACACCUCCUCAGGACGAGGCAGAAGAAACUGGCUCGGGGUUGGGCGUCUGGCUGCGGCACAUGAACCCUUUCCCCGCGACCGGAAUGUGGUCGUCGGCGGCCGACCCGGAGCCGGAUCCGUGGCUACCGACAAGGGUGUCCCGUUGGCAGAGACUGGUGGGAAGUGCCCUGUGUCUGCUGCUGGCUGCAUUGUGUUUCGGCCUGGCCGCGCUUUAUGGCUCGCUCCUGCUGCUCCGGAAGUUUGCACUGCUCUGGUCCUUGGGCUCGGCCUUUGCGUUGGGAGCCGCUGGUUUCUUGCAGGGCCCGAGUCGCUUACUGGGCGAUCCUGACCGGCGCGGCCUGACCAUCCUGUAUUUGGGCUCCGUGGGCGGAACUCUAUACGCUGCUCUCGGGCUCCGAAGUACGCUGCUCACGGUGCUGGGAGCUGUGGUCCAGCUGGGAGCCGGAGCCGCCUACUUGUUUUCCUCCUUACCUGGCGGUACUGCCGGGUUGCGCUAUGUCAGCAGCUUCCUGAGUAGCUUCGUGCGACGAAGUGUUUCUAAAGCUCUUCCAGUGUGAGUUAACCUGUCGUUGGAAGUCCAACUCCCAGGCUUGAGAAGACUGCUCCCGGAGGAGGCACCCCGGGCCGCUUUUCAAAGUAACGCGCAGAGCAGGAUAUGCAGGCUGAAUCCCAGGAGUCCUUGAAUAGAAAGUUUCUACAGCGUCUACUUUGUGAAUCCCAGGAGACAAAAGACAAGGAGAUAAUUCAGUUGCCUCACCGUUGCUGUUUGACUCCUGAGAAGUACUAAUAAAAUAAAAGAUGUGACUUAAAACUGAACUGCCUACACUGGCAGUAGAAGGAGCCGAAGGUUUUGUAGAGUAUGUGUGCUCCUCCAGCCAUUGCACAAACGUGUCCCAUUAACCAUUUUUAAAAUUUACAGUCUCACGAUUUCUCUUACUCUCAGGCUAUAGGAGAGGCAGUUUAACAUUUCCUUUACUUAUUCGUUAUUGAAGUGUUUGCCCUCUUCUGACACAAUUUUGGGGUGGAUGUGAUUAGGAUGCUUUGUCAAUAAUUUAAUGAUGGUGCUAUUAGCCUUCCGACUGCUGUGAUUACCACUUCUCCAUUCCAGUCAGUGAUACUGCCCUUUUGGCCAUUUUGUCCGGGACAGCAUAACAGACUUGGGUUAGAUGAGGUUAGGUAUAUAAUUUGUUGGAGAUGUGUUCUUUUAGAAUAUUAUCUGUAUGGUGAAAUUAGCAUGUAAAGCCAUACGCAUGAAGAGGUUUUCUGUAUAUGUUCUGGAAUCUCAUUUCUCAAAAGAGUUUUGCCUUGUUGAUCAUUCCCAUCCCCUUUACUUUAUGGUACUCUUCUGCAUUCCAACAAUGCUUUUGCACCUGUAAUGUAUUUCUGAACAGCUUGAAGAAAAAAAAAGUCACUAGUGUCAACUGUCUCUCUCCCUCAUGCUGUCUCUCGCUUUACCUUGCUAUAUUUCUUGUUUCAUGUAGUUCUCCCUCCCUCUUCACAUCUUUCAAGAGUGCUAGAAUGAUAGUCAGAGGUUACUGAUGGACUAGUCAGAGGUACAAAGUAUCUUGGUGCCUGUGACCUAUCUUUUGGGGAACUUGAAAGAUACACCAAACCUUUGUUCCAGGCAUAUUGUCUGCAUGUGGGAGAGGGUUGCCCAAUUAAACAGGAGAGCUUUCCUACCGAGCAGCCUCUGAACUCUUUAAAUCCCGCUGCCAGUGCAACAUCAGCAGGAGAGGGCUGCCCUGUAGAAGACUUUACUCUCUUGCUUUCCUACCAGCCCCCUCCUAGGUUUCAACUAGGUCUGGAUCUGAUUAUCUGAAAAAUUUGCCCCAAAUCCAAAUUAGAGCAAGUGAUUGUUUUUUUUCCUGAGGGACAAUCAGCAAGGGAAAUGGACCUAGAGGAAUCUAUGAAUUAUUUUGCUUUAAUUGUCCCGCAUUAAAAGUGUAAGAACAACCCAGUUUGCCUUGUUACUACAUCUACAAACUACAUAAAUUCAGAGUUGGUGUCACAAUUUUGCAGUGCAAAGUACAUUCUUUAUAUUGUAGCCCGUAAAGCAUACCUCUUAUGUGUUGUAUUCUCUAAAGUCAAAAGCAUUAAAUCUAGGGAAGUAUGUUUAACAUUCAAACUCAAAUGCUUAAUAAACUAGCAUUCUAGAAAAUAAUUUCUAACAAGUUAAAUACAUGCAAUAACUGUCCAAAUGUCUAUUAUUGAAUAAGAAAAGUCUUAUGUCAUAGAUUUUUUAUUAAUGAAAGGAACAACUUGUAAGCAAAUGCUUAUAUUUAAGCCCCCCAGAAAUCUACAGAGCUCCACCCUAGACAACUUAUUCAAAAACAAAUUUUGCUAAAUCUAGUAGUACUUCCACAGUCGUGCAUUAAGAAGGGAUCAAGUAGUGAGUUACAGAUUAAUAAAAUGAUAAUUUUUAAUUUAAA
This is a messenger RNA of Crotalus tigris (Tiger rattlesnake), 2858 nucleotides long. RefSeq names its product SFT2 domain containing 3 (gene SFT2D3). Bases 342 to 986 code for a protein of 214 amino acids. Gene Ontology annotation, cellular component: membrane. The transcript has a single exon. The record is from RefSeq and is a predicted model, not a curated record. Gene Ontology annotation, biological process: vesicle-mediated transport. Lineage: Eukaryota; Metazoa; Chordata; Lepidosauria; Squamata; Viperidae.